Messenger RNA from Fonticula alba, 1499 nucleotides. RefSeq lists its product as hypothetical. NCBI's taxonomy places the organism in Eukaryota, Rotosphaerida, Fonticulaceae. The record is from RefSeq and is a predicted model, not a curated record. Gene Ontology annotation, cellular component: mitochondrial inner membrane; uniplex complex. Gene Ontology annotation, biological process: calcium import into the mitochondrion; mitochondrial calcium ion homeostasis. Gene Ontology annotation, molecular function: uniporter activity; calcium channel activity. The coding region runs from base 5 to 1081 and encodes 358 amino acids. The transcript is spliced from 8 exons.
GCCAAUGACCCGAGCCACCGGGCCUCCCCGCUGUUUUCCCUUCCAUUGCCUGCGCCUCUCUCGCUCGCCCUCCCCUCCUUUUCCCAAUAUGCUUUCGGCCGCUUUCCUCUCGCGGCGCCUGUUUUCCUCGACCGCCAAAACCGCGGUCAGUGCCGCUGCUUCGGCUGCUGUCCCCGCGGCCAAGGCUGUUGCCACACCCAACAUCCUGAACACUACAGUCGAGUUUGCCUGCAAUGAGGCGCAGAUCCCGGACUAUUCGCGUCUUGACAAGGCCCCCCUGCAGGAUCCGCGUGUCGGCUCGGUUGUGGGGACUCUCUUCUCCUCCCGUGGGCGCAUCACCGUUCCCCGGCAGUUUGUCGGCGGAGCUGCUGCCGCCGCAGUCGACAACAACACCAAGGACCGCAACCUCCACAUCCACAUCGAUGUCCACCGGCCUGUCGACUCGCUUCUCGCUGCUCUGGAGGCUGAAAACCAGCGAGUCACCCUGGGCGCCUUCGAUGCCCAUGGCAACCGGAUCAGUCGCGCCUCGGUGUUGGCUGAUGUCCUCGGCCCAGGGACCGACGGCGCGGUGACCAUUCGUCCCCUGACUGACAAGCCCGACGCGCCGGAGCUGCACCUCAACCUGCCGACCCUUGCGCACCGGACCCGCGAUGCUGAGAAGCUUCUUGCCGAGCUGAUCGCCGAGCGUGCCCCCCUGCUCGAGAUCAAGGAUCUUUGUGACCAGCGUGCCCAGAAGUUCUCGGACCGCCUGGUUAAGGCUGGUCUGGCCUUCAUCGUCGUCCAGUGGGGCGCUAUGAUGCGUCUCACCUGGUGGGACCUCUCCUGGGAUGUGAUGGAGCCGAUUGCCUACUUCCUGACCUUUGGUACCGGCAUCAUGGGCUACAUUUUCUACCUCGGCUCGCGCAAGGACUACACCUACGAGGCUCUGCACCAUGUCAGCACCUCUUCCCGCAAGGCCAAGCUCUACAACAAGGCCGGCCUGGAUACCGAGCGGCUGGUCGCGAUUGAGUCGGACAUCAACGUGAUCAAGCGUUCCAUGGAUCAUGUGAAGCUCGAGUACCUCACCUCCCGCUGGAAGUAAGCCAACCCUGGCCGCAAACGGACGGGGCGCUUUUUCUUCUGUGUCUGCGGGGGGGGGGGGGGACGACGGGUGGAUUCUCGAGGGGGCAGGGAGCCCCCCCCCCGUUGCUGCUCCUUGGCCAUUUUUGAACCUAGGGUCGAGCUGCUUGCGCGCGGGAGCCGGCACACAGGCUAUGCCUGUCCGGUCACUCGCGUUCGCACAUCCCCGUACCCCAUUUCCACCGUGUGUCUGUGUCUGUGUGCUUGUAUCUUGAUUGUCCCUGUAUACCAGAGUUUUUAUUUCAGGGCAGCAAGACUGGGGGCAAGGAGGGCUACUCCCUGUGCGUGCUCACACUCGCUCACUCAUGCCGAGCUACAGGCUGCUGCCAAAAAGGCCCGUGCGCAUAUGUUCUCGGCACCCAGACCCACCCCCCCCCCCC